This is a messenger RNA of Laccaria bicolor S238N-H82, 648 nucleotides long. RefSeq lists its product as uncharacterized. The transcript is spliced from 4 exons. Bases 1 to 648 code for a protein of 215 amino acids. The record is from RefSeq and is a predicted model, not a curated record. NCBI's taxonomy places the organism in Eukaryota, Fungi, Basidiomycota, Agaricomycetes, Agaricales, Hydnangiaceae.
AUGUAUCCCAAUUCAAAUCUGGAUGAAGUGAAUUGCCAGGCGAAGGCAAAUUUCCAAGCUAAUGAGACAGGGCUCGCCAGGGACAGUUUUAAAUGCCACAGCGCCCAAUUAGUGCCUCGAAUUUCUGAGUUGGCCGUCUACGUGAUCGGUCGCCUCCGAUCUGGGCCUCUGCACUCUAAAAAGAGGCGGUAUAAAAAACCCUGUCAUACCUUUUGUUGCUCUUCGGUUUCUUAUCACAACCCCACCACUUCCUCUCUCCACUUCCUCCCACCCCGCUACCAGUUUUUUUUUUCGUACCUCUACCCUUUGCUAUACAAACAUCCUAUAUCUACAACAGAAAUGGCUCUCUCACAGCUCCUUUUACCUUCCCUCACUGUCGUUCUGACUUCGAGUAGCGGCUCGACUGUUCUCAGAGAUUACCAACAAGCACAGAGCCGCGAGAUUCAAAUCCCUCUUUUUAGCCCACGCGACGACGGUCUCAUGGACACCAUUGACGUGCGAACACCGACGGGCUAUAUCGUCUACAAGUGCGAGUAUUCACACGAGCAAGACACUGCGACCCUUUUUGAAGAGAAGGCGGAUACGAAGCGAUCCUUUUGGCGCCGGUUGAUGAUGUUCUGCAAAAUCAAGGGCUUGGGACGCAAAUAA